AUUGAUUCUGCAUGAAAUUUUAGGAUUUCUUGUAUUGUUGUUGAUUGAAUUUAUUUUGUUGCUCAAACAGUGUAGACAGUUAUAUUAAUAAAUUGAGGUUCUUUUUUUUUUGGGUGGUUUCAAAAUUAAAACUUAGAAUUGUGCUUGGCUGUGAUUGCAUCUUUAUCGAAACAGACUAGUCCCUCACGACACGGCAAAACAAGGUUUAAAUUCAAGUAAAGAGAGGUGUCUACAUUUAAUAUCUCGCAUAGGAUUGCAUAUGAAGAUACUGAUGAAAAAAAAAUAUUACAUCUGAAUGAUUUGGGGACUUUUUUUAUUUCUUUCUUUUAAAUUUGUUUGAAUUGCCUAUUCGACUAAUUUUUUUCUUCCUUUUUAGUUGUUUUGUAAUCCAAGUGUAUUUUGAAGGUUGGUUGCAUUUGUCAAAUAUUGGUUGUAGCCCAAAAAACAAAUUUGGUGUGUUUGUUGUAAGUUGCAUAGGACUGAAUUUCCAAGGAGGGGGGAGGGGGAUAUGCUGAAGGAUAACCGAAGUAGUGUUUUAGUUUUCCCUCUUUCUUGAUUACGAUAUGGUUUGGCAGUAACUAGGAAUGCGCUUUGUGGUUUCUUUCACUAAAUAGUUGAGUGAAAGUGGGUUCUGAUUCAUAUAGUCACAUAUACAGGUUCAAUAUAUACAGCAGAUCCUAGAGUAAUGUAAUCUAACUCACAAUAACUGUACAUAUCAACUUUCUUACCACCUUAUUAGUAGGCAUAAUAGAAUCUGAAUCAGGUAGGUUAGAUUCUGUCUGUGUAGGUUCACGACAGCACAAGACCUGGAUGCAGACUCAUGACCAUCAUUUUAAGGUUGUCAUGUGCUAGUUGUGAAAGGUUACCCCUAAGGUCUAAAACAAUCCUUGAAGCACACUGAGAAAAGCACAUCAAUGGAGUCUCUAGUUCUUCAACUCCAUGAAAUCUCAGCUGUCAAAUUUGGCAAUUUCAAACUCAAAUCUGGCAUCUCCUCGCCAAUCUAUAUUGACCUCCGGCUCAUUAUAUCUUACCCUUCCGUCCUCCGGAAUAUUUCUCAAACCCUUAUUUCCUCUGUCUCUUCCACUUCAUUUGACCAUGUCUGUGGUGUCCCUUACACUGCUCUUCCCAUUGCCACUUGUGUUUCUGUCACUCAGAAUAUUCCUAUGGUCAUGCGUCGCAAGGAAAUCAAAGGUUAUGGAACUUCUAAAGCCAUUGAAGGUGAUUUCAAGCACGGCCAAAGUUGCUUGAUAAUUGAGGAUUUAGUCACUAGUGGCACAUCAGUUUUGGAAACUGCUGCACCACUGCGUGCUGCAGGGUUGAAGGUCAGUGAUGCUGUUGUUCUGAUCGAUAGAGAGCAAGGUGGGAGGGAGAAUUUGGAGGGUAAUGGAAUCAAGCUGCAUGCAAUUCUUAAAUUGACUGAAAUGGUGAAAAUUUUGAGUGAAAAAGGAAAGCUUGAUAAGCAGCUGCUAGGGGUUGUUAUGAGAUUCUUAGAAGACAAUCAGAAGGUCGCUGCUUUGGCAACUACAGCUAAGGUCCGGGCCUUACCAUUUUUGGAGAGGGCUAAGUUGUCCAAGAAUCCAACAGGAAGGAGGUUGUUUGAGAUAAUGGCUGAGAAGGAGAGUAAUCUGUGUUUGGCUGCAGACGUUGGAACUGCAGCUGAAUUGUUUGAAAUUGCUGACAAGGUUGGGCCAGAGAUAUGCUUGCUGAAAACUCAUGUGGAUAUAUUUCCAGAUUUUACUCCUGAUUUCGGUUCUAAGCUUCGCUCGAUUGCCGAAAAACACAACUUCUUAAUCUUUGAGGAUCGUAAGUUUGCUGACAUUGGUAACACAGUGACCAUGCAGUAUGCAGGAGGGAUCUUUCACAUAUUGGAAUGGGCUGAUAUAGUAAAUGCUCACAUUAUAUCUGGUCCUGGAAUUGUGGAAGGACUGAAGUUGAAGGGUUUGCCUCAUGGAAAGGGUCUGUUUCUGCUUGCUGAAAUGAGUUCAACUGGUAACUUUGCCAAGGGAGAUUACACCGCCGCUGCAAUGAAAAUUGCCGAGGAUCAUUCUGACUUUGUUAUUGGCUUCAUCUCAGUCAAUCCAGCAUCAUGGCCUGGGGCACCCGUAAAUCCCUCUUUCAUUCAUGCAACUCCUGGAGUUCAAAUGGUGACUGGUGGGGAUGCUUUAGGGCAGCAAUAUAACACACCAUAUUCAGUUGUCAAUGAUAGGGGUAGUGAUAUUAUCAUAGUGGGUCGUGGCAUCAUAAAGGCAGCAAAUCCCGCCCAGGCAGCUCGUGAAUACCGUCUUCAAGGAUGGAGUGCGUAUUUAGCUAAAUGCAGCUGAAGCCUGUAUUCUCAGUCUAAUUGGAUAAGACAAGUGCAUACUUAGAAAGUAGCCUAUUUGUUAACCGGAUGUAUUUCAAAAUACCAUAGUAUAUUAAUAACAUCUAAAAAUGAA
Messenger RNA from Cajanus cajan (pigeon pea), 2435 nucleotides. RefSeq names its product uridine 5'-monophosphate synthase. Gene Ontology annotation, molecular function: orotate phosphoribosyltransferase activity; orotidine-5'-phosphate decarboxylase activity. The record is from RefSeq and is a predicted model, not a curated record. Lineage: Eukaryota; Viridiplantae; Streptophyta; Magnoliopsida; Fabales; Fabaceae. Gene Ontology annotation, biological process: 'de novo' pyrimidine nucleobase biosynthetic process; 'de novo' UMP biosynthetic process.